Messenger RNA from Fusarium vanettenii 77-13-4, 936 nucleotides. RefSeq lists its product as uncharacterized. NCBI's taxonomy places the organism in Eukaryota, Fungi, Ascomycota, Sordariomycetes, Hypocreales, Nectriaceae. The record is from RefSeq and is a predicted model, not a curated record. Bases 1 to 936 code for a protein of 311 amino acids. The transcript has a single exon.
AUGGUGCGAACAAAGACGCGAGCCCGAACCCUUUCGGAGGUAUGGCCAAAUGGUCCCCCCGAUAUUAAGCUUCGACCCGCGUACAGAAUUGUGUACAACAAUCGCAUCUUCAAAGACCACACCGGUGCACCAGCUCUCAUGUCAUGGAACAGCCAUGAGGUUCUGCGUUCAUUGCCUCCUCUCGCCUCCUGGAUCUUCUACAUGACCCAUCCUGAUGUGCCACGCGACUUUGACGGCCAUCUACUCUAUAGUGACCUUGAGUACGACCACCAGUUGUGCAGAGGUGGCGAGUUUCGGUACGAGUUCUUCUUUCUUCCCGGCGCUACGGUUGAGGAGUGUCAUGCGCACUUUCUUGGGGAGAUGAAGGCUCGAGGGACCAUUUGGCGUCAGAUCCGCAAGGUGAAGAGAGUCAUGAAACAAAAGAAACAGGAACAAGGUGAAGAAGUGGAGGAGGUUCAACAGGCCGCCUCUAAUCAGGAGCCCGCUUCUGAUGAAGAGUCCCCUUAUGUACCAGAGUCCUCUUCCGAUGAAGAGACCGCUUCCGAUCAAGAUGCCGCCACGGACAGUCAACUCCCCGGCCUACCCUGGCCAAAGAACGAUCGCGAUUGCGGGUACUCAUCUUAUCGGGGCUGGUUCUUCAUCUAUCCAGACGCAGACAUCGAGUGCCGCACUCCUGAGCAAAAGGCGCGUCAACUCUGCCUCGUCCAGUUUGACCCCAUCCCUCCUGAUUGGGAAUGGGACGAGAAAGAGGAGGGGGGCAACUCUAACCCGAUGGAACGUCCCAUCGUUUCACGGUGGAUGAAGGCCGAUAACCAAGAAGAAGGGUUUGAAAGUGGGCUUUUUGGUUGGAUGGAAUCGUUGAAAAGGGCACUUUGGGAGGAAGCGGCGGAUGAAGCUACAGAAAACGCUCUGAAGCUGGGCUGGGAGUCUUGGUGA